Apis mellifera (honey bee) is the source of this 3751-nucleotide messenger RNA. RefSeq lists its product as uncharacterized. The coding region runs from base 2126 to 2446 and encodes 106 amino acids. NCBI's taxonomy places the organism in Eukaryota, Metazoa, Arthropoda, Insecta, Hymenoptera, Apidae. The transcript is spliced from 2 exons. The record is from RefSeq and is a predicted model, not a curated record.
GAGAGAAAUAGAACAGGGAUAAUUUUAAUCUCCAAAUAUUUUUAAGAUCUCUUUAUUGAAAGAACAAUGGCGUCGCAGUUGCCAUUUCAACGAAAGGAAACAAAAUCGGCAAAAGAUUCGUUCGAACAAUAUCUUAAGGUAUUUGGGAAUCGUUUUCGAUUAAAAAUUAUUAACAGACGAUGUAUACAUGCGAGAUUUUCACAGGAUAAGAUGGGAGUACAAUAUACCCGAAUCAUUUUCACCCGACUCUAAAAUCUUCGAUAAAGUUAGUUUCUUCUUUUGUGGAUGAAAUCUUUCUAAAUCUUUUAAAAUUUCCAAAGAUAUUCUAAUUCGAAUUUUUAAGUUUUCUUAAAUCAAAAAAAAAAAAAAAACAGAUAUUGAAGUAUAAAAAGGAAAAGAAGAAGCAGGAGAGGCUUCGCGAACAGAGGAAGAUGCAAAUUAUAGCAAAGAUCAUUCGCGAGAUGAACGAUGACGUUCUAUCGAGGAAACCGAAGUACAUAUGUUCGAAGAGAUACAAAAUUAAAGAAAUCACUUCUGUGGAAGAAACUUCUUUCGAAGAUUUUCGAAACGAAGAGUUGGCAAUUGUGGAAAAGGAUAAAAGUAUGGAGGAACAAGUUGCAGAGGAGAGUGAGAAGGAUUAUAGAAUCGAGGAUUUGAGUCUCGAAGAAUACGACGAUAAAACGAAACCAAAGGGGAAUGAAAUAAUUUUGAAGAAAAUCGUACUAAAAAAAUCCAUCAAAACGUCGUUGAAACAAAAAACGUUUCCGAUAGAUACUUGCUUCUAUGCAACCCCAAGUGUUGUCAUUUUUGAGGUACUCGAUUUUUUUUCAAAAUUUCUCAUUUUCGAUUCAACAUCUAUCGUUUCAAUCAGGAUUUCGAGGCGAAAGAAAAGUAUUCCCGUAAAGUGACGAUCACGAAUAAAACGUCGAAAUGGGCGUACAUACGAUUCCACAAAAUAUACACCGAAAUAUGGGAGCCGGGAAUCGUCGAGGUUUCUAUUUUACAAAUUUUUAUAAAAUUUCUAAAAUUAAAGAGAGCUUACUUAAAACAAUAUUUUCGACGCAGAUCGAAAUCAUGGAUGCCGCAAGGGUUAAACCUGGCUUGAACGUGGUGGUCAACGUGAAAUUUUCACCGAUACACGAAGAGGAAGUGAUGGCGGAUAUUGCUUUCCUCACCCUGAGCCCGGAUUACGACAAUAAAUACCACGAAUUUCGCGUUCACGUUCAUUGCACGCCGCAACUUGUCCAACCAAUUCUCGAGCCCACGGAGCUUAGGUUGAAAAUUGAAGCUAAGAUCCAAAUAAAAUAUCCCCUCGAAAUACGUUUUCGAAAUUGAAUUAAAAUUUGGCGUUGUUGAAAUUUUGGCGACGACAGAUUUCCUUCGGCACCGAUCUGGAAGUACAGCGAUCCCAAGUUGAACGAAAGAAUUCUUACGAUCUACAAUAACGGGAAAAAGCCAUUUUCCAUCGUAAUCGAGGAGAGGAAAGAACAGGAUCAUUGCUUCUUAUGGCGUUUCGAGCAGGAUAUAAUAUUGAGCGAAGGAUCAUCCAUGUUGUGCAUAAGUCGGUUCAGAUAUUUUGAAUUAAUCGAAGAAAGAAAGAUGAAAUUCUAACGAAUCUAAUCGAACGUACGAUUCUAGGCAACGAAGAGGAGAGUAAGAGCGAGAAUAUUUUGGAGGGCGAGAAAUCUCGAAAGUUGUACCAGAUCGAAAUCCUUCCAAAAUUUAAGUGCGAUUUCAUAAUUAUUUUCCGACCAAAGUACGUAGGUUUGCACCACGAGAUCUUGGAUAUUAAUUUCUUGAGCGGAAACAAGAUGAUAGGGAGAAAGGUUCGUCAAUACGAAUAAAUUAAAAAGCAUUGGAUCGGAAAUAAUUUCCAUCCUAAUUUCCUCGAAACAGAGUAUUCCUAUUUGGGCCGAGGUUUUAGGCCAUCAAAUCUGUCUGGAUCCGCUCUGUAUAGAUCUAGGCAUAGUGAUGAUCGAUUCGGACGUUUCUCAACAAACGUUCAACGUUUUCAACAUUGGUAACGUUUCUUUUCCUUGUAAAAUCAUCGGUGAUUACCAUUGAUUAUAUUAAUCAAUCAUUAAUCAUUAAUUAUCACAGUAUCGAUCGAUAUUUAGGGCACACAAUGGUCGAACUUUUGAUAAAGACACCGAAGAAUUUGGGCGAUCACGUGUCAGUACAUCCGAAAUCGACCACCAUAGAUCCCAAAUCUAGUUGCAAAAUUAAUGUGAGAUUGAUACCCGAAUCGAAUAUCAUUACUUCUUCCAAACGAUUUUACAAUCCGCUGUCCAACAUAUUAGAGUUUCCGAUCAAAGUGCAAAUCCUGUCGCAAGAUUUAGAAAAACCGCCACCAUUGAUAAUGAAAACCGUCGCCAGUCUAACGCCUUGUAACGGUUUGAUAUUAGGUACGAGUAGUGAUAGAUCGUUUGAAAAGAAAAACUCGUGAUCCCUUCUCGUUUGAACAGAGCCAGCUAGUAUCGAUCUAGGAUUCGUCCACACGCACGAAUCUGUCUACGCGGAAUUAACACUGACGAACGAGUCACUGUUGAUUCAAGAGUACGCUUUCAUAGAUCUUCCACUAUCCGCUGAUAUACAACCGAACAAUUAUGGAUUCAUUCUUCCCGGAGAAACUAUCAACCUUCAUUUGAUCUAUUCCCCCUGCCCGACAGACAUCCCUGGCAACAAAAUUGGGGCGAAUGGAUUGGCUGGUCAACGAAGGUAAUUUUUCAACGUGUAUUUCCAAAAAGAAAGAAAAAGAACAGAUAUAUAUUUCCAACGAAGAUAUAAAAAAUUUUUUCUCUCUCUUUUUUUUUUUCACAGAUUUCUAGUGGAAGUUUUCACUUUGGCCGAGCUUGCUGGGAAAAAGAAACAACCGAUGCUGAAUCAAUUGAAGAAUCGGAUGAACAAGCAAAUGUCGGUUUUCGAGUAUCGAGGGAUUCCACCCCCGUUCCAUAUAAAUCUGAAGAAAUCGAAGAUGGUGCGUCAACUUAUCGAUCGAGAUAAUAACAACAAACUUAAAGAUAACUCGGAAUUGGACGAGGCGAAUGACAAACAUCCUUGCGGUAAAAAAGAAAUAAUUAUAUCAUUGGAGAAGAUAAUUCCAGAAUGAUAGAAUUCCAGAAUUUAAAAUUUUUAUAUAUAUAUAUAUAAAACAGCAACAGAGGAGGAAGAGAAAAAGAGAUUGUUGGACGAUACGAUGGAGAUGUACGAUCUGAUCGACGAAAGGAAGCAGAAAAAUUUGAUAGAGAUUUACGCGUACAUCAUAGAUAAUUUUUGCGAGUUGAGCGAGCAAAUUAUUCAAUUUCCCGCGACCCCUUGCGGAUCGUAUUCCAUGGUAAAGAUAAAAAAAAGAAAAAAAAAAAGUCUUCUUUUCUCGAAUAAAUUGAUAAAUUCAAGGAGAUAUUUUUUGUUUUAAUUUGAUUUUUAAGGCGUCCGUUCAUCUGAGAGGAUUCAAUUUGGCGUCUUAUCCUUAUUGCACCUGCGGAAUCAUCAAGGAACAGAGGAAAAAGUUCACAGGCUGUUACGAGUUUACCAGCUCCUCGAACAAGAUGACUAUUGUGCCACAGUCUGGGACAAUACAGAACGACGAAAUUAUUAACGUCAAUUUUAUGUUCCAACCGAAAUUACCGAAGAAAAUGAUCUUCGAGGAAGGUCUUAGAUUGAAGAUGAACAUGGAGGAGCUUCAUCAGGAAAAUCAGGAGGUGAAGUCUGAAAAAGAGGAAAAAUUGAAGAAAGGUAUUAUUAAAAAUAU